ACAAAAAAACACUACCUUACUACAAACAAAAUCCACCUCUCAUUUUCUCAAUUUGAGAAAAAACAACAACAAAUAUAUACAAGAAGAUGAGCAGGCAAGGAGACUGGAUGUGCGGCGCGUGCCAGCACCUGAACUUCUCGAAGCGGGACUCGUGCCAGCGGUGCGGGUGCCCUAAAUAUGCCGGAGCAGCCGAGGCGGCUGCCUACGCAACCGCAUUGCACAAGAGCGAAGUUUUGGCGGGAGACUGGUAUUGCGCGGCCAUGAACUGCGGCGCACACAACUACGCUAGCCGCACCAGCUGCUACCGAUGCUGCGCCUCCAAAGACUAUUGCGGUUAUUCCACCGGAAUCAUGGCCCCCGGCUGGAAAACCGGCGACUGGAUCUGCUCCAGAAUUGGAUGUGGCAUGCAUAAUUAUGCUAGCAGAAUGGAGUGCUAUAAAUGCCAGACACCUAAAGAUUAUGGAGGUGCAAUGUGAUGUGAUGAUCGUCACUGGAUCACAUGACUAAGCUAGUGACUGCAACUCUCUUUUUUUUUCUUGAUUUUUGCCUUUGUUUUUCUUCUUUUGAUAGUAGGAUUUUGUCUUCAAAUGUUUCAUCCAAAAAUGUAUGCUAGCUGCUACAUGUUUCUGGCAUGGAUGGAUUGUUAGUGAAAUCUCUUCACCUUUUCCUCCA
Salvia hispanica is the source of this 672-nucleotide messenger RNA. RefSeq lists its product as uncharacterized. Gene Ontology annotation, cellular component: cytoplasm. Gene Ontology annotation, molecular function: mRNA binding. Lineage: Eukaryota; Viridiplantae; Streptophyta; Magnoliopsida; Lamiales; Lamiaceae. The record is from RefSeq and is a predicted model, not a curated record.